Messenger RNA from Zygosaccharomyces rouxii, 1998 nucleotides. RefSeq names its product Bni5p (gene BNI5). NCBI's taxonomy places the organism in Eukaryota, Fungi, Ascomycota, Saccharomycetes, Saccharomycetales, Saccharomycetaceae. The record is from RefSeq and is a predicted model, not a curated record. The coding region runs from base 1 to 1998 and encodes 665 amino acids. The transcript has a single exon.
AUGGGGUUGGAUAAAGCUUCUAUAGAGAAGCGUGUUUCACGUAUAGAGCUCGACAUCGAUCACAUGAAUCAAAUGAUUGAUGAGAACUUAAAACUGAAUGAGGCUGGGGAUCGUUUGGAGCAGGAUUCCAGAGGGCAGCAUGCUGAAGAUAACCAGCACUUGGGUAGUGCAGCUACGCAUCAAGGUGAAUUGUCUCGAGAGGAUUCAGUACAAAAUUCUGCGACAUCAGUAUAUUCGGAAGCAGAUGGUCAUGGAUCUAUCACUAGGGAAGAUUCUUUGCAUAAGCCUUCUGGUGCAUCAGAGGCAGUCUAUGACUCUCAAGAGGCUCCGGUUGCCCGUUCUGAGGCUUCCAAUGAUGAGUAUUACGGUUGGUCGGAGGAUCAACAGGAACAAGAUGAACAAGCUUAUACUACAGGACAAAGUGAAGCUGAUACAGAGUAUGAUAACGAAGAAGAAGAUCCCGAAGAAACUUUCCAGGCACCCGAGGAGAGGGAAUCGCAAGAACAUGUAAAUGGCGGCAUGCAAUUACACAAACGCCAGUUUUCUGAACAGUACCCUGAAUCCAAUGACGAAUGGGAGGAUGAAGUUGAAGAACCUAAACCUGAGUAUGAAAAUGAAAAUGAAAAUGAAAAUGAAAGUGAAAAAGAGAAUAAAGUCCAACCUGAGGCAACGCCAAAAGCGACACCUCGAAUUCCACAAGCUGCUGCUCUACCGGAACAAGAGACUCCUAGGACAAUCAAUUAUGAAACUCAAACAGACAUUAAACCAGACAUUCCACCAGAGUCUCAAUCUGAAACUCAUUCAGAAACUCAAUCAGACAUUAAACAAAAUGAACAAGAAUUGCCAACCACUCACCCUUAUCCGCAGGAAAUUCAUAACCACCAACACACGCAUGAAACAGAUGCACAGGAACUUGAUCACAAGGAAUAUUCCCAUGAGACAGAGACACAGGAACCUGAACACAGGGACCAUUCCUAUGCAACAGAGACACAGGAACCUGAACACAAGGACUAUUCCUACGCAACAGAACAAUAUAAGGAAGUUCCAAAUCCACCAAGGGGAAUGGAAUUUGUGGAAACCCGUGAAGAUGAAAGCUUAGACUAUUCAUACGAACCAGCACAUCAAGAUUCUCCAGAAACUCAUAAGAGGACUAUUGGUGCAACACAAAACCAUAACAGCAAUGGUAAUUCAUUGCCUGAUACCACACAAAGCGUUAUGGGUCAAGGCACUUCAGGUGAGAAAUUCAGCGACAGUUUGUAUGACAAGUAUGAUGAUCAACCAGGAUUACAAUACCAUCAAGAGCUUGGUCAAGAAGCAUCUGACCUACCACAGGCAAGAAGUUCAGUGGGACCAUACCACAUAAAUGAACCACAAAAUGACCCUUACGAUUAUUCCUAUGAAACUUUUGAAACUGCAGAACCUGCAGAACCUGCACCCCCACACACCGCAAAUACUUCUCAAGAUUCCAAUGGAAGUACCGACAAUCCAUUCACAAGUGAUAAAGUAUAUGAACGUUCUACUUCUGGAUCAACAGACACAGAUGAUUUCAUCCACAUCCCUAAGAACUCUGCCCAGAGACCUGCAACGACGAGUAAUACACCCGUAACAUCGCGGCGCCCAACAAAUCCAUUCAGAGUCGUCUCUGUUGGUGUUGUUGGGCCUGAUGGUCGUACUAGUAGGAAGACAUCUGCUGGAACUUUUUCCAGCUAUAAGGAUUCAAAUGUAGAUGGUCCAGCAAUUUUACAGAAGAAAUUAGACCAUUUGGUUAAAAAAUGCACCAAGCUUCAAAGAGAAAUUGACUAUUUAACUAAGAUGAACACAGCAUCUUCUUUGCCCAUUGAAGAUUCCCGUAAAUUGUCUCGUGCUGUUGACAAAUUGCAGGAGUAUCUUGAUAAAAAGAACAAAGAGAAAUAUGACGUCGGUGUGCUGCUGAGUAGGCAGUUGAGAAGAGAAAUUGACCGUGGUGAGAAUGGUCAAUUCUGGGUAGGAACCAAAUGA